Molecule: messenger RNA, 3785 nt
Organism: Syzygium oleosum
Lineage: Eukaryota; Viridiplantae; Streptophyta; Magnoliopsida; Myrtales; Myrtaceae
Product: putative disease resistance protein RGA1
Exons: 2
Coding region: 247-3744 (1165 amino acids)
Biological process (GO): defense response to other organism
Molecular function (GO): protein binding; ADP binding
Source: RefSeq, a predicted model, not a curated record
CACUCUCAUUGCUAGCCUCUCUCAUAGACUCUCUAGUCUCUUGACUUUCCCCAGCAGUGCCCUCGAUUUCUCUCUUUCUGGAGUCUUGCCGACGCCGUCUCAUCUCAUUUCUCUCUCUUGGUCUUGCCGACGCCGUCUCCUGUCCUCCUCUCUUGAUCUCGCCGGUUGUGGCCUCGCCUUUGUUGGUUAGCCGUCGAUCAGCCCACUAUUAGCCAGAGAAGACAAACAAAGAGAAAGAGAACAAAAAUGGCGGAAGCUGUCAUCGUCAGCAUUGCUGGAGAGAUCAUUGCUAAUCUGGUUACUCAAUCACUAGAUAAGGUUGGAAAGUUAUGGGGCGUCAAGCAUGAACUCGAGGUGCUCGAGGACACUGUCUCCACGCUUCGGGCCGUAUUGGACGAUGCAGAGGAGCAAUCCCACCAAAGUCACCAAAUCCGAGAUUGGCUUGAGAAAUUGAAAGAAACAUUCUAUGAUGCGCAAGAUGUGCUUGAAGAAUUCAAUAUAGAAGCUACACGACGAGAAUUGAGGGGCCACAACACAAUGAUCAAGGAGGUAAAGGCAUUUUUCUCAAGUUCAAACCAGCUUGCUUUUAAACUGAAGAUGAGUUACAAAAUAAGAGCAGUGAGGGAGAGAAUAGAAGCCGCCUUUAAUCAAGGUAGGAGAUUCCAGUUGGCCCAGCGCCCCGUGGAUUUGCGAGUAGAGAGAGAGUCGCGGAAGAGAGAGACACAUUCGUUUAUACGCAAGGGAGAUAUUAGAGGGAGAGAUGAUGAUAAGAAGACGAUCAUAGAAUUCUUAUUGGAUUCAAACGUGAAUGAGAAUGUUUCCAUCCUUCCGAUAGUUGGCAUUGGUGGGCUUGGAAAAACGGCACUUGCACAAUGUGUGUAUAAUGAUGAGAUGAUUAGUAAACAUUUUAAGUUGAAAAUGUGGGUUUGUGUCUCUGAUGACUUUGACAUCACAAAAAUAGUGAAAAAUAUGAUAGCUUGUGCAAAGAAGAAAGAACCAACCGAGGUUGCGAUGGAACGGUUGCAAAGUGAACUGAGGGGAGAGAUUGAUGGGAAGAGAUACCUCUUAGUUUUAGAUGAUUUGUGGAAUGUUGACAGAGAAACAUGGCUGAGCUUGAAAACUUUAUUGUUGGGAGGUGCUAGAGGAAGCAAGAUCCUUAUAACUACACGCCUUCCUUUGGUUGCAAAGAUCACCGGCACUGCUCUGUCUCAUCGUCUCGAGGGCUUAGAUGAAAGUGCAUCUCUUGAAUUACUAAUGCAAAUGGCUUGUUGUAGAGAAGAAGAGAUACGAGAUCCUGACAUGCUAGCUAUUGGUAAAGAUAUAGUUAGAAAGUGCUCCGGGGUUCCACUGGCUGUUCGAACUAUUGGGAGUUUACUCUUUACGAAAAGUAAGCACGAAUGGUCGCAAUUCAAAGAAAGAAAGCUCCCAGAUGUGUGUCAAAGGGAAGACGGCAUAAUAUCAAUUCUUAAGCUUAGUUAUGACCAUCUUCCUUCAUAUUUGAAACAAUGUUUCACGUUUUGUUCAUUAUUUCCCAAAGAUUAUGAGAUAAAGAAGCAGACUUUGGUCGAUCUUUGGAUGGCAGAAGGAUUUAUCCAGCAAUCAAAUAGAAGUCAGCAUUUAGAAGACAUUGCUUGUGAAUAUUUCGAGGAUCUACUAUGGAGUAACUUCUUUCAAGAUUAUCGGGAAGAUGAGGAGACUUGCAAGAUGCAUGAUUUGAUGCAUGAUCUAGCCUGCUCAGUUGCACGGACCGAGUGUUGGGUGGCAUGGGAUAACACAAAAUUCAUACACGAAAGAACUCGUCAUUUAUCUCAUCGUUUAAAUUCCAAUUUGAAGGGUGAACUUCCAAUCUCACGCUUGAAAGCAAGUCCCCUGAGAACAUUUCUGCGUGUCGCUAGAUAUGGGGAAAUUGGAUCAAGAGGACCAACAAGUGAAGUAGAUUUGUGCCAACUCAUUCAAAGUUUCAAGAGGUUGUGCGUCUUGGAUCUGCAUACAUAUUUAGAGAAGGUGCCAAGGUCCAUUUGUAAGUUGAAGUAUCUCACAUAUCUUGAUCUCUCUAGUAAUCGUAAACUAAAAAGGCUUCCUAACUCCAUUACGAAAUUGCAGAGUUUGCAAACACUUAAUCUCAACGGUUGUCAUGCCCUUGAAGAAUUGCCGAAGGGUAUAAGGAACUUAAUCAGCCUUCGAAAUCUAUACAUAGAUGAUUGUGAGGAACUUAGUUAUGUGCCACGCGGACUAGGGCAAUUGAGUUCUCUGCAUAGGCUAACACGCUUCAUUUUGCCCAAAGAUAAAGCUCUUGCUAAGGAUUGUUGCGAACUUGGGGAGCUAAAUGGGCUUAAUGACAUCCGGGGAAGCCUUAGCAUUGAGAAUUUGGGAGGCGUGACAGAUGCAGUAGCAGAAUCCAAGGCUGCGAACUUGAUAGGAAAGCAUUCUCUGGAAUUUUUGAAACUUGAAUGGGGCGAUUUUGAUAUUGAUGAUGCAGUAAUUGGGAAUAGAGAUGAAGCGCUAUUAGAUGGACUGAGGCCGCACUCAAUUCUGCAGAAGUUGACGAUCUAUGGAUAUAAAGGUGAGAGCUUUCCAAAGUGGAUGAUGGACAAUCUUGUGUCUUCCUUGCCAAAUUUAGUUGAGGUAUGCUUCUACAAUUGUGGAAGAUGUAAACAUCUCCCUCCAGUGGGCCAACUACUUCACCUUAAGACUUUAGAGUUUUUGGAGCUGACUAAAUUGGAAUACAUCGAGUCGGACCAUUCAUCCACUUCAGGGGCAUCAUUUCCUAGUCUAUUGAAAUUAGAUAUCGAUAGUUGUGAAAAAUUGAAAGCUGUCCCACCAACUCCGCAUCUUGAGGAGUUAACGCUGACUAGUGCCCACCCAGCGUUGAUAAAUAUGAUAAAUGGCCUUAAUAAGUUGAAGCAUCUGGAAAUCUCGGAGAUGGAGUUUUUAGAAUGUGUGCCCGAGAAGUGCUGGAAAAGUCUCACCUCCCUUGAAAAGCUUUACGUAACGAUGUGUCCUCGGUUAACUUCCCUCUCAUCAACACCCCCACCACCACUGGGUACGCGACAUCAAUCCAACCUGGUGGAUCUCGAUUCUUCGGAUUCUGAGGAGCUGCAUUUAUCCAAAUCCGACCAAAGCAGCGGCGGCAACAACAACAACCUCAUCUUGGAUUUCCAUGGAGGACUCCAUCAGAGUCUUCGGUCCCUGUGGAUCCGCGGCCUUCCCAAACUAGCAUCUCUCCCACAGUGGCUUCUACAGGCCAGCAAUCUCGAGUAUCUAUUUAUCGCUUUUUGUGCUGAGCUGGAUAUAUGCAAAGACGAGAGCGGCAACAUCAUCUUGGAUUUCCAUGGAGGACUUCAAAGUCUCCGGUUCGUGAAUCUCCUUAGUCUUCCAAAACUAGCAUCUCUCCCACAAUGGCUUCUACAUGCCAGCAAUCUCGAGCAUCUAUAUAUCGAUAGUUGUGAUGAGCUGGAUAUAUGCAAAGACGAGAGCGGCAACCUCAUCUUGGAUUUCCAUGGAGGACUUCAUCACAGUCUCCGCUCCGUGAUAAUCCAUGGACUUCCAAAACUAGCAUCUCUCCCGCAGUGGCUUCUACAGGCCCGCAAUCUCGAGCGUCUCCUAAUUGAGGAUUGCUCCAAUUUGAAGGAAAUACCAGAGCAGAUCGAGGCCCUUCAAUCACUUCGAGAGCUCCGAAUCUGGUCUUGCCCCUUGCUGACGUCAUUACCCGAAGGAAUGCGAAGGCUCGCAUCCCUUACUUAGCUGGGCAUCUACGGUUGCCCAGAAUUGGAGAGGAGGUGCAA